Bicyclus anynana (squinting bush brown) is the source of this 1579-nucleotide messenger RNA. RefSeq names its product acyl-CoA Delta(11) desaturase-like. Gene Ontology annotation, cellular component: endoplasmic reticulum membrane. Lineage: Eukaryota; Metazoa; Arthropoda; Insecta; Lepidoptera; Nymphalidae. Gene Ontology annotation, molecular function: stearoyl-CoA 9-desaturase activity; iron ion binding. Gene Ontology annotation, biological process: unsaturated fatty acid biosynthetic process. The transcript is spliced from 5 exons. The coding region runs from base 1 to 1095 and encodes 364 amino acids. The record is from RefSeq and is a predicted model, not a curated record.
AUGGUACCAGCGGUCACCGUCACGAAAGUGCUAUCAAAACAGAAUUACAAUGACUACAAUCUCAUAGAGCCCGAAGAAAAAUACGACUUACGAGAUAACUGCACCAGUAACGGCGUCGCGCACAAAGUAGUUGAUUAUUUUGACGAAGCGAUUCCAAAAAAUGAUCCCAAAUUUCUAGCACCCAUUAGAAGAUGGGAGAAACGUAUGGGAUUCGUGACGCCACUUCGAUGGAUAAACCUAAUUAUUAUUUCUUUGUUUCACAUAUUAACUGUUGUACACAUUCUAUAUUUGGGAUUACGUUAUGGGAUGUCUCCAACAUGGCAGCAUAUACUGUUUGAAAUGCUUGUCGGAACCGUAGGUGGAAUAGGCGUAACAGCGGGCGCGCACCGGUACUGGACACAUAGAUCAUUCAAAGCUACGCUACCACUCGAAAUCAUAUUAAUGAUAAUGUUUUCCAUAUCAGGCCAGAACAAUAUAUUUAACUGGGUGAGAGAUCAUCGCGUCCAUCACAAGAUGUCGGAGACAACGGCCGACCCGCACGACGCACGACGAGGGUUCUUCUUCUCACACGUGGGCUGGCUCAUGAUGAAGAAACAUCCUCUGGUUGUCAAGGAAGGAAAUAAAAUGGACAUGAGCGAUAUCCUCAACAACCCGGUUGUCCAGUUUCACACAAAGUACUUCUAUUUCUUCAAAAUACCAUUGUGUUUCUUAAUACCUAUUGUGAUGAAGGUGAUAUUAUUUAAUGAACCAUGGAGUGUGUGCGUAUCAGGCACAUUUUUACGAUACUUAGUCGCAUUAAAUAGCACAUGGGCAGUAAACAGCUUUGCACAUCUCUGGGGAAACAAACCCUAUGACACCACUAUAAUGCCCGUUGAAAACUGGAAAGUAUCAAUAUUUGCAAUGGGCGAAGGUUGGCAUAACUACCACCACACUUUCCCAUGGGAUUACAAGGCGGCAGAGCUCGCCUACUUCAUAAACAUCUCAACAGCCUUCAUAGACUUGUUCGCGAGCAUCGGUUGGGCAUACGAUCUGAAAAAAGCAUCGCCAUCCCUCAUUGAAGCUGUUGUAAAGAAAAAAGGAUAUAAAAAAUGCUAAAUUAAAUUUAAAUUAAAUACCUUGUUAAUAUUGAAGUGUUUUUUAUCAUUUACAUUGCAAUCAACGUUGCCAUUUUCACUAAAUUUUGGACCAUUCCGCACAUUUUUCCGGGUUUGUUUUGUCUAUUUAAUUAUGCAUCUACGAGUAUCAUCGACACACGACACUUAUUGGAGACAUACUUAAAAAGAAAAAUACUCAAUAAAAUCAGUGUAAUUUUCAAUAUGUUAAAAAAAAUUAAGUAAGUAAAGAUAACAAUUUUUAAAUCUGCUUUUUUCCUUUAUUUCUACAUAAGGGGAUUUUGCGGAGAUUAAGGAUAUUUUUGCCCAGAAUUCGGAGAUUUUCGCUUACUUUUUUGAGGAAUUGAACAAUACUCAUUAGCGACGCUAAUUGCAAUGUAUCGUUUGUCAUUAAUAUUUGUCUAUUUGCCCAAGCAGUGAGGGCAUAACCAAACAAAAUUAAUGUAUAUUUUUAUUAAUUUAUUAUA